GGUAAGAGUGUUAGUGGCUGUGGUUGUAGAGGUAUUUAAUUCUGUAUCGUAGUUACCAUAGCUUGUUUCUCAGACGCCCCAUAAACGCACCUUCAGACAGACUCGUCCAAUCCCACAAUGCCUUUCGGCGUGGCUUCAUUUGUUUUGCGUAGAGAUCAGCUGAGCUCGUGAGUCGCUGCAGUGAGUGGACUCCUGCCAGCGGCUCGGGAUCGGAGCUGCUCGGGACUUCUCGGCGUCUGUAUCCUGGCAUGGACAUCGUUUUAAACCUGCCGCUUCGACUGGAAGCUGACACUAUUUCAUAAAAAAUAUAAUUUAAAGUCUUUUUUACGUAUCUAGGUCUUUAGUGUAAAACAUUUUUUAUCAUGCUGGGAACCAUUACAUUCGGACCAGUUUCAAAGUAAGAGCAUCAUUUGGAGACUGCAUAUUUUUUUCAAUGACCCGGGAGCGGGCAAUACUAUGUCCAGACGAAAACAGAACAACCCUUUCAAAGUUGACUGGCCGUUCCACACUUCAGGCUUGACGGGACUUCAGAACGCAGCGAACAUGAACGGGAGGGAGGAUUUCACAGAUGAUGGCGAAUGCCUCAGUCACAAUUCCCAUGGAGUCCAAGGACGGGAUAGCCUCACAGAAGAAAGCGAUAGUGACCCUGACAACCAGGGCGAAGACUCUUCCUCCAACACCUCUGCCGACGACCACAUGACCACCAAGAGAUCGCAGUGCCACCUCCAAGGGGCGGGAGUCAAAGAAGAGAGUGAAGAAGGGGGAGAUUACAUCAACAGUUUCAUUUGCCCUCUUUGCUCGCUGGAUUUCAGCAGCCCUGACAGGCUCAUCUCACAUGUCUACCAGCACACAUCCAUGAUGAGCAACAGCAAGAGCUAUGUGUGCCCAGUAUGUGGGCGAGCCCUCAGCUCUCCUGGCUCGCUUGGACGGCAUCUUCUCAUCCACUCGGAGGACCGCCUCUCCAACUGCGCUGUCUGCGGCGCACGUUUCACAGACACCAACAACUUAAACAGGGAAAAGCUUAAGGAUGUUCUUGACUCCUGCAGGAUGGAUGCCAACAGUGUAAGAGAUUCCUGCUCCAUGUCCCAGUCCCUCUCCAGCAGCCCCAUGAGCAGCCCGGGUUCUGGGUCGCAUCCCUGCCAGGAACAGGGCCCAAGUUCCAGUUUGUGUCAGGGUUCGGGUUCAUGUCACGCUCCUGAGCUGAAUCCCAGCUCAUGCCACGCCCCUCGUGCAUGCCAGCAGGGCUCGGGUCACAUGACCAGCCAGUGUCAAGGCCCCAGACCGUGUCACAGCUCAGGUCCGACAUGUGGGCCCUGCUCAGGCCCAGGACCGUGCACAGGGUCUGACCAAGGCUCCUCCUUUCCUUCACUGCCUGACAAUCUGCUCUCCGAAGGGCCGUCUCUGGCGUCCAUCCCUGAUGCUCUCAGCUCCUCUUCCUCUGGACUUCCCCCCAUUCCUGACAUUCUGAGUCCAAUGCCGGUGUAUCCUGCAGGAGUUCUGCUCGUGUGCAACAACUGCGUGGCCUACCAGCAGCUGAUGGAAUCCCAGUCACCGUUGCGGAAAUGGGCUCUGCGUCGGAAGAACGAGCCUUUGGAGGCCCGGCUGCAGCGCUUGGAGCGUGAGCGCACAGCAAAGAAGAACAAGCGAGCGUGCGAGACGGAAGAGGAGCGCGAAAUCAGGAGGCUUCGCGACCGCGAGGCCAAGCGCAUGCAGAGGAUGCAGGAGACGGAGGAGCAAAGGGCCCGCAGGCUGCAGAGAGACAGGGAGGCCAUGCGCCUCAAGAGAGCCAACGAGACUCCUGAGAAGAGGCAGGCCAGGCUGAUCCGUGAGAGGGAGGCAAAGAGGAUCAAGCGGCGGCUGGAGAAGAUAGACCCCGCUCUGAGGACGCAGAUAGAGCACGAUCCGGCCGCGAUGGCUGCACUCACAGCUGACAUGAGCCUUUUUCAGUUCCCCUGCCCUAUGCCUGUCCCCUCUAUGGAUAACGGGCUCUUCAUGAAACUGCCCUUAUUGGACCAGGCCACAGGAAGGGAGGGAACAGCUGGUCUGUAACUAAGUUUCGUACAUUGUGCCAUCCGGUCGCCAUGGUUACAUAAGACAAUUCUUCGCCAAGAUUCCAUGCAGCUUCUUCUGCGUGACUCAGCUUCAUACAGACUGAAGAUUUAAAAAAACAAAAACGUAAAUUUCUAAUUUAUUACAGUAUAUAUGAAACCUUGGAAUCAGGGUUAAGAAUGUUCUUUGUUUAAUGGACAGUGUUAUAAGAGCAUGUUGUAAAGAGAUUUAUCUUUGUCAGUGGAAUCGCAGAUUUUCCAGUUCACUCUACCGGGAGCAGUAAUACUUCCUUGGAGGGAAAAAAAAAAUCUUUUGCACAUGGACCAUGAGCGUAGGAGUUGGGGUUUUAAAGCCUCUCCUUUUUUGGUCCACCUCGCCAACCCAGUAACCCUGACGCACUGGUAGCUAUACCUCGCUCCCUCAAGCUGCUACCGUGGACCGUUCAUUACCGAUCUACUACCUCAGCUGGUGCCGAGGCUGCGCUCCGGCCGGUGGCUCACUGCAACUCCAAGCUUCCAGAGCUCUGUCAGGACUGCCCAGGACGACAGAGCAGGCAGGCUUGCUCGUCUAGAGUUUGUACUCAUCAUUCCGGCACUUGAAUAGGACACAUGCAUUCAUGGGAACAACUCAUUCAGAAUCACAUGAGUUCAGUGUGCUUUUUAUAAUGUCGUUGUUUGGGAGCAUAUGAAUGUUUGUCCAGUUGAACAUACAAGCAUAAAUUCCUUCAUUUCCUUAGUUCAACUUACACAUCAGUUAAACUCUGUGCUGAAUAUUUUUUUUAAACUCCAGAUAUCAAAUAUUUUCCUGUUACGAAGUCCUACUUCGGAUCAUAUAAACUCAAUCUGUGCUGCUGUUUUUGUACUGUACUAUACAUGUGUUACCUCUUAAAUAUUCUGGGCUCAUCACAUUAAGGCAUAAGUGCUCAAAUGUUAAGUAGUUAGAAAGAAAAAGACCCUUAAAUGUUACCUGUUGACCUCAUAGUUGGAUACAUUACUUGAAUUAUGCUGAUGCAUUUGUUUUUAUGCUCAUGAGCAAACAUAAAUGUGGGUGUUUUUAGCGUUGCAAAAAGAAUCCCACUUGAAUAACGACCUCUGCUUUGUGCAAUUUCUGUAGCAUUCUGAUGCUUAGUAAGCUGCAGUAUUUUCAAAAUGGAUAACCACUUAAGUUUUAAGCAAUUUUAUAUGUGGGGAGAAUCUCUUAUCACCAUGUGACUGACUCUAUAUAUUUGUCUGUUCAUUAACCUCAUUCCAGUGUGUUAAUGCAAUUUGAAAAUUAUUUUGCAAAAUGGUUUUGAAUAUUUUACAGGUAGAACUUUGGUUUUCGUUCCAUUUUUUCUUACUUGUUUUAGUGAACAGUUUUGGAUCAGUUUUCUGUUUGAGUCACUCCUAGAUCAGCCAGUCUCCGUAUGUUUAAGUCAGUGUCUUGAUCUGUGAAUUUUGGUCAUUUUUGAGAUCUGCUGAAAGAAUCUGCAGAACGGUUUAACCUCUCCAGCAUUCAUGCAGAAUGAAUAGAAACAAAACUGAUUUUUAAAGUUAAACUUGGUAGAUCGAAAUAUUAAUUUUGGAUAAAAUUGUCAGUAAUAAUUUAGAAAAUUCUGUUUUUGAUUUUUUUGUUGGUUAAUAUCAAUUUGUUCCUUAAAAAAAUGAUUACUUUUGAAAUUUUAGCAACUAUAUUUAGUUAUCUUUCAUUAACAGAGGAGCAACUUUGUUACGAGUUUGCUCUAGGAGUGCAUCAAAUGUCUAUGCAACAGGAAAUCAUUUCCCUUUUCACACAAACUAUGCAGAAUUAUGCAUUUUCUUUUUUUUUUAAUUUUUAAUGUGGCUUAAACAGACUCAAAAAUGAGAAGACCAACUUCUCAGUGAACUUAACUCAGUGAGAAGGCUAAGAGCCUUAAUACAACACACUGUUCUACGACAUGCAUUUAUCAGCAUUAGGCUUUUGGUUUUCAUUCAUUCAUUACAUCAAAUCAAAUCAACACGGUCUCUCUGCCAUUUCAUCUAUGACUCUCUAAAAAGGUCAGAUCAUCAUUCUGAACAAAUGUUUCUGUUGUUCCUUUUUUUCUUAAACUAGAAGCAUCAGGUUUUCCCAGAGGUCGCUCUUUAAAACUGGUUUGAUCCCCUUUGUCCCACAGCAAACUUCUAGAAGAGGCAGAGCUGUGGAGUCUGAAGUGAUGGUGGUCUUAAGAGCAUUGCUCUCGUCUUCAGUAAACUGCAUGUUAUAAACUGCGCUUGUAGUAGAAUGGAUCAAUUUUAACUUGUGUUCUACUUAAAUUUUAUUGCCUGCCUUUUUUGUUACUGUUUAUUCGGUGUUUUUUUAACUGCAUCUUAAUUUUUAUUGUCAGGAUUUUGGAUCGAUGUCCAUGUUUACACAAUAAAUACCUAAACAAGGCCAAACCAAUGAGGUAAACUGCUAACGUCCUGCUAGCUGUGGGUAUCGGUGCAUUCUGAUUGGACAGCACUUUUCAGGUGCCAUCCAUUGUUACUCAACUGUUAGGUGACAGACCAUAAUGAAUCCUGAUAAAGAAUGUGGAAAUAAACAUGAACUUUAACA
Molecule: messenger RNA, 4599 nt
Organism: Oryzias melastigma (Indian medaka)
Lineage: Eukaryota; Metazoa; Chordata; Actinopteri; Beloniformes; Adrianichthyidae
Product: zinc finger protein 821
Exons: 6
Coding region: 457-2049 (530 amino acids)
Biological process (GO): regulation of transcription by RNA polymerase II
Cellular component (GO): nucleus
Molecular function (GO): DNA-binding transcription activator activity, RNA polymerase II-specific; RNA polymerase II cis-regulatory region sequence-specific DNA binding
Source: RefSeq, a predicted model, not a curated record